GUUGCCCUCAGCGUUUCGCUCAAUGCGCACGCACACGCCAUCAUCACCCCCGCUCUCGGGGUGAGCGGCACGGCCGUCCGCGCGGACGUCCAACGGCCAUCGACCAGCGCACCGUGCGGCGAAGUCGACGUCGCCUCGGCGUUCGCCACUUCCAAUGCGGCCACCCUCGGCGCGGACGGCUCGUUCACGGUCGCCGUCACCGAUUUUGAGGCGGGCGAGGACGGCUCCCGCCAUGUGACCGCCGAGGUCGACCCGACGGGCACGGGCGAGUCCUUCGUCGCUGCGACCGUGACCGAGAACGGCGACAACGUCUCCUCCUCCGCCGGCACCCAGCAGGUCACCGUCAAGCUCCCGGCGGGCACCAUCUGCUCGGGCACUGGCGGGAAGUGCCUCGUCUCGUUCACCACCGGGGCCGGCUUCGGCAACUGCGUCGUGGUCCAGCAGGGCGGCACGGCUGCUUCCACUGGUGUUACCGGUCGCGACGUGGCUUCCGACGCCGCGGCCGCCUCC
Epithele typhae is the source of this 510-nucleotide messenger RNA. RefSeq lists its product as uncharacterized. The record is from RefSeq and is a predicted model, not a curated record. The annotation marks the transcript as partial. The transcript has 3 exons. Lineage: Eukaryota; Fungi; Basidiomycota; Agaricomycetes; Polyporales; Epitheliaceae.